This is a messenger RNA of Notothenia coriiceps (black rockcod), 449 nucleotides long. RefSeq names its product L-selectin-like. Lineage: Eukaryota; Metazoa; Chordata; Actinopteri; Perciformes; Nototheniidae. The transcript is spliced from 3 exons. The annotation marks the transcript as partial. The record is from RefSeq and is a predicted model, not a curated record.
CCGAAGCCACGCAUUGAAACAAUCAGAGCAAACUAAGAUGGACGUAGUUCUACUGCUUAUCAUGGCUGCUGCAGGGCUGAGUGCUGUCUCAUCAUUUGUUGACUGUCAGUACUAUUUUGUUCAUGAAAUGAAGAACAUGACCGAAGCACAAAGUUACUGCAGAGAGAAAUACACAGACCUGGCCACUGUACACAGCGUGGAGCUUGUGAAGCUCCUGAAAGACAGUUUCGGUUCAAAUACAUCGAAAGCCUGGAUAGGGCUGUACGAUGACCGGGACACCUGGAGUUGGUCACUGUCAAACACAAGCUUCAACAAUUUUGCGAAGACUGAGUUAACACCAAGCAACUCUGACAGACGAGAACACUGCACACUUAACAGCUCUGUUGAUGAACUAUGGGAUGCUGGUGGUUGUGAAGAACACUUCAAUGCAAUCUGCUUUGACGUCAGUG